Messenger RNA from Homalodisca vitripennis (glassy-winged sharpshooter), 1003 nucleotides. RefSeq names its product exosome complex component RRP43-like. Gene Ontology annotation, cellular component: nuclear exosome (RNase complex); cytoplasmic exosome (RNase complex). NCBI's taxonomy places the organism in Eukaryota, Metazoa, Arthropoda, Insecta, Hemiptera, Cicadellidae. The transcript is spliced from 8 exons. Gene Ontology annotation, biological process: nuclear polyadenylation-dependent mRNA catabolic process; nuclear mRNA surveillance; U4 snRNA 3'-end processing. The record is from RefSeq and is a predicted model, not a curated record. Bases 114 to 941 code for a protein of 275 amino acids.
GUAUAAAGCGGCCAUAUAUUUAUAUACUUACUGGCUUACUGCUGUCAAGUGCCACUGCAGACACCUGAACACAACACGUUUGAAUUUGUAUAUUAACAACCAAAAGAAACCCCAUGGCGGAUAUUUACAAAAACAUUCAUCCUGUGAAAUACUAUCGAGAUUAUCUGUCGCAGGACGUAAGGCCGGAUGGGCGCGGCCUACUGGACUUCCGGCCGGUCUCAGUCAAUGUAGGCUCAGUCAGCACUGCCGAGGGUUCAGCCGUCAUCAAGAUCGGCAACACUAUGGUUAUCUGUGGAAUCAAGGCUGAGCUGUGCACACCGAAAGCCGAAGAGCCAGAUCGAGGAUUCGUGGUAGCUAAUGUGGACCUCCCGGCUCUUUGCUCCUCUCGGCUCCGCCCAGGACCUCCCAGUGACGAAGCUCAGGUCUACAGUGGCUUCAUGCACCGUCUCUUGAGCAGCAGUCAGCUGAUGGACACGAAACAACUGUGUAUCUGCCUAGACCGUCUGGCUUGGGUGCUCUACUGUGAUUUUCACUGUCUCAGUCACGAUGGUGCACUUAUUGACGCUUGUGUCUUGGCUCUAGUUGCUGCACUCAAGACAGUGACUCUGCCAGAGGUGGAGUACAAUGCAGACACUCAGGCCAUCUCUGUCAACGAGGAAGUCAGGAAGCCUCUGGAACUCACUUCUUUUCCAGUCGCCACAACAUUUUCUGUAUUCGGCGAUAAUGUGCUGCUUGCUGACCCGAACGAUGAGGAGGAGAGAUAUGGCACAGGAGUACUCACAGUUAUCAUACAGGAUGGCAAAAUAUCAUCGGUUCACAAGCCUGGUGGGAGGCCCGUGAAUCAGGAUAAACUGCAGACCUGCUUUGCCAAAGCUAAAGAACACUCAAAGCACUUGCAGCAGCUCGUUAUGACAGCAUUUAACGCAUCUCCUGAAAGAUAAUUACUACAUAAUCACUUGUUAAAUAUAAUUUAUCAUAAUCAAUAAAUUCAUCUAUUAUUUUA